CCUCGACAUGCGUUCUCAGUUUUAGGCCAAACAAUUCAGCCUCUGUCGCGGAACAUAUCUUUUUGUGUAGCCUUUCUCUCUCGUUUACACUUCCUAUAAGGCUCGACCCCUCUGUCCUUCGCUCAUAAUGGAUGCUCUUGUCUCCCGGCACACCAAAGAGCUGCGCGACCUACAAUCUCGCAUCGCGCAGAAGAAGAAAAACGCCUCCAAGAAGACCCGCAAAGGCGUGACCGAUGAGUGCAAUCGUCUAGAAGGCGAACUACAAGACCGCCAUGCCCGCGAACUCGCAGAAUUGAACGGCGAUCCUACCCCAUCCGAGACCGCCGACGUCGCGGAAGAAGAUAUCCUAGACAAUAAUACGCCUACCGAACCCAACACUACACAACCCCCAUCGCAAAAUGGUGUGUAUAAAUCUGACCUCGCCACCGAUCCCACCGCCUCCCUAACAUCCUCUCUCGCCAACACCACCCUCGAUCCCAACCCACCUUCCACAUCCGAACCCCAACCCCGCAAACGCAACCGGCAAAAAGAACGCCUUGCUCGACGGGCUGCGGAGCGCGACGAGGUCGCCGCACAAGCCGCGGAAGAAGCGGCGUCAAUGCCGGACCUGCGGGAAAAGGAGCGGACGGCGAUGCUGGCGGAGACGCGGAGGCGGGGGUUGGUGGAGCGGGAGGUGAGGGCGGAUGGACAUUGUUUGUAUGCAGCGGUGGCGGAUCAGUUAGGGGAGCGGGGGUUGCGGCCGAAGAUUGAGGUUGCCGUGGUGAACGAUGGGGAGGAAGGGAAGGGGGGGUAUAAGGUGGUGAGAGAGGUGGCGGGGGAGUAUAUCGAAAGUCAUAAAGAGGACUUUGAGGCGUUUUUGGAGGAGCCGUUGGUGGAUUAUGUCCGGAAGGUGAAAGAGACGGGGGAGUGGGGGGGCCAUUUGGAGUUGAUGGCGUUGGCGAGGGCGUAUGGGGUCACCAUCCAUGUGGUACAAGGGAAUGGAAGGGUGGAGAGCAUAGAGUCGGGGCGACAGAAAGAGAAUGGGGCAGAAAAGGACGAUAUCUGGCUGGCAUACUAUCGCCAUGGUUUCGGCUUGGGUGAGCAUUACAACUCGCUGAGGAAAUCGGAGGGAUGAAUCAAGGGACGGAAGUGAAAAAGCAAGGAAGACUGCACUGUCUGUCCAUCAAAAUUAUAUGGCGGGGGAGGUGCUGACGGAGAAACCUGGACUCAGCCUGCUGGCAGAGGAUGAUUUCCACAUCUCACUCCUCAAAUCUGACAGACCGCUCUGGUGGAGAUAUCAUGGUAUCUCGGGAGCAGUUCUCCGACGACCUUGUGCUAAAUGUCCCAAGCUGCAUGGCAGAGAGCAACCAUCUUGAAAGCAGCCAUACGUGGACGCCAUACUGCAUGGUCUGGAGUGUGCUUAGUCGGUCAAUGGUGUCGGAGCACCUUCAGGAUACCCGUAUAGUCCAUGGUACCGAGCCAACGAGGCCCACGAAUUGGCGCAAUCAUGCUCUCCAGUCAUCAUCAGACUACCGGCAAUUAUCAGCAAAGCUAGUUUCGAGCAAUCGACUAUGAUGCUUCACGGUUGGGGCCGAGUCGAAGCACCCGGUCUGAAUGGGUAACCCAUAAC
Molecule: messenger RNA, 1609 nt
Organism: Eremomyces bilateralis CBS 781.70
Lineage: Eukaryota; Fungi; Ascomycota; Dothideomycetes; Eremomycetales; Eremomycetaceae
Product: cysteine proteinase
Exons: 1
Coding region: 128-1114 (328 amino acids)
Biological process (GO): protein deubiquitination
Molecular function (GO): cysteine-type deubiquitinase activity
Source: RefSeq, a predicted model, not a curated record